UGUCAGUAGGAAAUGCAGGCUGUUCUUGUUGGAUGCACCCUGCUGCUAUGCUUGGAAAAAAACACAAUAACCCAAAUUAACUCACAUUAAGAAUGAAAAGUGUUACGAAGAGGGUCGAUUCGGUUCGUUGAGGACGACUAGGAGCCGGUCUGCAUGUCUGAGCGAGGCAACAUUACACACUAAACGAGGGUAAUGCUAUCCGCUGCGUCGGGCUCGCAGUGACACGCCGGCUGUGGGAGAGAUCAGGGUAGAGCCAUGGCUGAGCUGUCUACUUUUUCCCCAUCGCCACCUUCAUUGGGUGAUCAUCAUGCAGCUCCAUCCAUCAGUUCGUCUUCGUCAGUACUCCCUGCUUCAAGCAACCCCGUUCCCCAGGCUGUGCAGGAAAUGCCCAUACCCAAGUCUUCCCUUUACAAUGACAAAGCUUUGUCUGGAAGCACUCCUGCAACACUCUCGGGGGGUUCCCCCUUGACCCCCCACCUGCCCACAAGUCCUGCAGAGUUCAUUGCGGAGACUGCUCUCGCAUCGUCGCUAAAUGAGUCUGUUCCACAAAGAGAGGAAUCGACGAGGAAGGAAACGGAGGCUGGAUCUCUUGUGAAUAAACAGGAGACAAUGACCAGUGGCCCAGCUGCUGUGGAGCUCUUGAAUACUGAUACUGAAACUGAAACGUCAGAGCUGGCGAGCGAGCCUUCAGCUCUGAGGAAAGAGCUACAGGUAUCCCCUUCUGAUCUUAAUCCCGGCCCAAAUCUGUACCCCAGCGUGCAUGUCACUAAAAACCCAAACCCUGUCCUGGACGAUGGAGAACCAUCGGAGGGGGAUUCAAGUGCUACACCUGCUUCUGCAGCAACAUCAACAAUCGAUGAGGAGAAACCUCCGUCUCUCCCGCAAGCACAAAAACCUGAAAGCGACCCUUCUCCUCCUCCUCUUCCCCCGAAACCAGACGUUGCCAGUGAGGCCACAAAAGAAGAACUUCCCGAAACCCCCACCAGAGCUGGGCCCGCUAGCCCUCCUGUCCCGCUGAUUCACGAGCCAUGCAUCCCCCUACCGAACCCCAGCCGGCGGGCCGCCCCUGACAACCUCAGCUAUCUAGAAUCCGCCAGCCUGAUGUCUGGAACGUUGGAGUCCCUGUCUGGACUGGGAGAAGACGGCAGCUCCGUGGGCUCCGACUCUGAGAUCAACGGCCUGACCAUCAGGCGCACUGAUAAAUACGGCUUCUUGGGUGGGAAUCAGUAUAGCGAAGCAAGCGAAAAGGAACUUCGAGUUGAAGUUGCUAGGCAGAGGGAACUGAAAUGGCUUGAUAUGUUCACCCACUGGGAUAAGUGGAUCAAACAUCGUUUCCAGAAGGUGAAGCUGCGCUGCAGGAAGGGAGUCCCAUCCUCUCUCAGGGCCAGAGCCUGGCAGCUGCUCUCCAACAGCCAAGAGCUCCUGGAGGCCAACCCUGGGAAAUUUGAUGAACUAGAGCGGGAGCCAGGUGAAGCUAAAUGGCUGGACAUCAUAGAAAAGGAUCUUCACCGGCAGUUCCCCUUUCAUGAAAUGUUUGCUGCUCGUGGUGGUCAUGGACAACAGGAUCUGUACCGAAUCUUGAAGGCCUACACCAUCUACCGGCCGGAUGAGGGCUACUGCCAGGCCCAGGCGCCGGUGGCGGCUGUACUGCUCAUGCACAUGCCUGCUGAGCAAGCUUUUUGGUGCCUUGUCCAGAUAUGUGAGAAGUAUCUCCCGGGCUACUACAGCGCUGGACUGGAAGCGAUACAGCUGGAUGGCGAGAUCUUCUUCUCUCUGCUUCGGCGCACGUGUCCGAUGGCAUACCGGCAUCUUAAGAAGUUCAAGAUUGAUCCAAUUCUGUACAUGACCGAGUGGUUCAUGUGCAUCUUCUCCCGCACGUUGCCGUGGUCCUCCGUGCUGCGCGUAUGGGACAUGUUUUUUUGUGAAGGAGUUAAGAUCGUGUUUCGUGUCGGUCUGGUGCUGCUAAAACAGAUGCUUGGAUCAGUGGAUAAGCUGCGGGAACUACAGGGCAUGUACGAGACCAUGGAACGUCUAAGAAACAUCGCACCCGACCUAAUUCGAGAGGACAUAUUAGUACAGGAGAUCAUUACGCUCCCGGUGACCGAGGCACUCAUUGAGAGGGAAUGUAGCGUUCAGGUGAGGAAAUGGAGGGAGUCGCGAGGGGAGCUGACGCACCAGCCCGUCCGUCGCCUCCACGGUACCAGAGCCAUCUACGAGUAUAAGCGGCGUGCCUCCUCCAUCAGCUCCGGUGGGAGCCUGUCUUUCCUCGGGAGCUCCAUCCCGCCUCCAGGACCCCUCCGGGCCUCCUCCAGCCUCCUCUCGCUGCCUGGUUUCCGCAAGUCUAAAGCUCCUUUCCAGUCCCACAAUAAAAAAAUGUCUUUCUCUGGGCCUUCGGGAAUGGAGGCGCUGCCGCCGCGUUCUCCACCCGCAGCCGUGUCGAGCCCGAGCCGAGGCCCGAGUCAUAAACCUCCGAUGCCUCCGACGGCAGGUCAGAGGGCGGCAGCCUCCCACGUUCAGAGUCCUCUGGUCGGCGAUGCAGCCGGGUCUUCCCAAGGCCCGAGUCGAGCUGCGGGGGGAACCGCGGCACAGGGCCGUCCUGCGUCUCCGGCACCCGCCCAAAGCACUGUCCCGCCCAACACUCUGGCCCCCUCGGGCAAGACCGUCUCCGAGCAAAUCACCCCUACCCUCCCCUCUCCCACCGCAAACAAUUCCCCCCUGCAGCCGUGCCCGGACGCGCAGAGGGAGGCGACGCCGACGACGGCCGACGCCGGGGCUGCGGAGGAGGAAGGAAAGAAGAAGAAGAAGAGCAAAGACGAUAAGAAGAAAGAAAAGGAGGAUGAGAAGAAAAAACUGAAGGAAAAGAAGGAGAAGGAGCGGGCUGAAAAGGAGAGGCUUAAGAAAGAGAAGGAGAGGCUAGAAAAAGACAAGAAGAAAGGGGGGAAGAAAAAGGAAAAAGUGGGCGGAGACGCAGAGGACAAAAACGGAGCGACAGCAGCGAAGGAUUCGGCCUAGCUUUCACCCCUUUUAUCAGGAUAAUGAAAAGGGAGGCUGAACAAAAAAUAAAAAGAGGUCAAAGGACAAAAGACCUAAAGAACAGAAGGAAUAAUUAAUACAAAAAAUGGGAUGGCUUCCUGUAUCACGCAUCAAUCCACUUAAUGCAGUUCAAGGACUACGGAGGAGACGACUGGAUUCAUGGUUUUAAUAGCACCAAGAGGGGCAUUUCGCUUCCUGCUUAAUGCUUUAUUUUUCACUGAGUUUUAUUGACAUGGGAUAAACAUCCUUCUUCAACUGGAGCACAGGCUGUGAACCUGAACUUUUGUUUUCUUUCAGAAAUUUACAGUCAUUUUCUUUUAGUUUGAAUUAUUUCAUUUUUUUUUUUUUUUUAAUUAAUGUUAUUUUGAUAAGAUUGAUGGAAACUGCUAGAGAUUGCAAGGGAUUGUUGAAGUGAAUAUUUUCAGAAAUAGUGCCAUAGAUCACGUUAAUUAUUUAAAAGUAUAGCUACAGUUCAUAGGAAUUUGUUCACACUCCAUCCCUCCUGUCGAGUCUUAUCCUUGGACAGGCUAUCUGGAUAUCCUGGGAAAAAAAUACUAAGCAAAAACCCCUUGAAGUCAUCUCAAAUGCAGGCACUGAAAGCAGAAAUGCUAUUUGUCUUGUUCAGGAUGUAUUUAUUGUCUUGUUAAGUGUUGUGAGUGAGUGUGUGCCUUAGUAGUAUAGUGAAAAGUGUUAAUGUCGUAUGUGCUCUCCCUCUGCCUGCUUUCUGUCUCCGAUCAAACAAAAAUUGCAUCUCUUUUCUUUCUCUCCAAACAAUGACUUUAUUCCACGAUCGGAAUCGAUCUGAGGCCGGUUGCAGUUGGAAAGAGGGACGAGUACAAAUAGACUUAUUUUUCCCCCCUCCUAACAAAAUAAGGGGAACAUGUAUAGUGUUAUUUUCUUUUAUUUCAGGCUUGGAUCCAUAUUUAUUGUAUCUGAAACUGAAUUUUGCAGAAAAGGACAAAACAAAGAAGUCGUCACAUAAUUCACAAGAAAACUGCUUGUUUGAAAAAAAUGCACGUGCAAUAGAUGUGCAAAAUGUCAAGCAGACCAAAUGUCCUGUAAAAACUGGCAUUGAUUUAGAUUUAAUUGGGUAAAAUAGCGUGUGCGUUUGAACUCCGCCAAAUUUCAGUCAGAAGUUGAUUAACAGUUCCUGUACCUAUUGGAAUGUGAUUUGAAGUAUCUUAAACUAACGAAGGAUGUGUUUUUGCACUUAUGAUUUCAUCACGAAGCACCACAGAACUUGAUGACUCCGUGUGCGUGGUGUCUUGGAGAAACUGGUCUCAACAGUUUGAAAUCUCUGCCUUGAGGACCUACCUGUAUCAGAAGCCACUUGACUGGAGCUGCCAGGUGUGCCAAUGUAGCAUUAAUCUCUGGUCUUUGACCCGUGGGCUAUGAUGUAUGUACAGUAUGUACAAAGUGGUUAAUUUAAUCAACAUAGUAUAUUAUUAAUUAUUUUCAAUUUUACUAUUUUUCUAUUUGAGGAACAAACACCUGGUGACUGGAAUGAAGGCUGACUACAAAGUGUAGUUGCAGGAGGAUUUAUUUCCUUUCUUUUUCUUUUCUUUCCUUGGCAUGUGAAGAGUCCUCUGCUUUUACACGACAAACUUAAUGCAUGUUUUCACUUUUUUUUUUUUUUAGGGUCUACUGUCAUUGUUGGUUUGGUUGCAUUAGGUUCACGAGUCUCCAGUUUAUCAAAGUGCAGUAUUAAAUAGAAGUUGAGUGGGAAAAUAAUAAAAAAAAGGACCUCCAACAGAACAUUUAGAUCAGUGAUCCGGGCAGGACCAUUGGGAGGAAAAAGGUCUGAACUGUAUAAUAUACUAAGAGGUGAUUUAUGAACUUUGAAUCUCUCUUUAAUUGAAAUUCUUUAGUACGUCCGUCCCACAAAGUUGUGUUGUAACAUUCAUAAUGGCUUAUGAACUAACUCCCUAAUCUAUUUACACUCAGUGUUUCUGUACUGUAACAUAUUUAUGCCUACAUGAAAUGGCACCGAACCCCGUCAGUAUACUAUGAGAAGUGCUGGUCAGUUAGUUCGAAACCAUUUGGUGGCAUAAACACAAUGAUGCUUUUUAACUGUACCGUUUCGUAGUUUACAAUUAGAGGAAAUUUGCGUAACAUGUCCUCUGUAGUCAUUGUUUUUCCACUUGCAUAGUAAUAUAAAUGUCACACACGGUCCCUACUCUAUUUGGACGCUGAUGAAGGCACAGACCGGUGCUGGGUUUGUGCGGGUAACUCCAAAUGCAUCUAUGCAAACCGUCUUCCAUUAUGACCAUGGUGCAUGUGGUGGCGGCGGCACUGAUUUGAUCGCGGUGGGAAACCGAAAACCAGUGCUUCAAGUAGGUGUUUUUUUUUCCUCAGCGGGCCGAUAUUUAAUGAGCAAUACCUCCUCACUGCUCACAUCUUGAUCAAAGCCUUUUCAUUGGAAGAACUGGAGACGAUCAAAAGAAUCUGACACAAGCUGUCGAUUCUAGACUCAGCUCUGCAACAUUGAGGAUGAAUUCAAACGACAACAACAUAAACGACCCACUUCCAUCUUCCUGUCUUAUGUGCGUCUCCUCAUUAAUGCUGAAGUUACUACACUUGAUUGGGAAGGACUCCACUGAUUCAAUAAAAACGUGUCUCAGCUGUUGUUGCCAUGCCGUUAUGUCUUUUGUGUCUUUAAGUUUACAUGUCACUCUCACUCUGGCGGAAGUGAAAUAGAAUCAUAGCUAAAUAAAUUCAUUCCUUCAGAUCGACAACUGUUGUAUUUAUAAUUAAUGACAAUAAUGACAAUUGUGAUGAAUAAUAAACCAUAAUAU
This is a messenger RNA of Cololabis saira (Pacific saury), 5828 nucleotides long. RefSeq names its product TBC1 domain family member 10B-like. The record is from RefSeq and is a predicted model, not a curated record. The coding region runs from base 256 to 3012 and encodes 918 amino acids. The transcript has 10 exons. Lineage: Eukaryota; Metazoa; Chordata; Actinopteri; Beloniformes; Belonidae.